Molecule: messenger RNA, 597 nt
Organism: Ilex paraguariensis (yerba mate)
Lineage: Eukaryota; Viridiplantae; Streptophyta; Magnoliopsida; Aquifoliales; Aquifoliaceae
Source: the annotation of a GenBank genome assembly
AUGAUGCCCCUUCGUCAUCUUCUUCAGCGAGAGGAAUUGCAGAGUGCAAAAGGGUUUGAUUUUAUGAGGUGUAGGUAUGGAAAGGCGAUGAAAGAUAAGUCCAAUCAAGUUGAACAUUCUUACGUUAAUCCCAAGCUUGUCAGAACUGGCAAGGCAAGUACUAGUACAGAUGUCUUUGCUUUCGGGGCAUUUAUGCUGGAAGUAGCUUGCGGACAAAGACCUCUAAAGGUCCAGGGAUUGAUUGAUGAUAUGAGUUUGGUUCGGUGGGUUUUGGAGAAAUGGAAAGAAGGAGCAAUUCUUGAUGCAACUGAUCCGAGAUUGGAAGGUGAUUUUGUGGUAGAGGAAAUAAAGUUGGUUUUGAAGCUAGGCCUGCUUUGUUCGCACUAUAAUCCGAUGACUAGGCCUAGCAUGAGGCAAGUGAGGCAGUAUUUGGAUGGGGAAGUUAUCUUGCCCGAAGUAUUUAUGGAUAUUGAAGGUGCUGGCAUGACUGCAUUAUUUGGGAACGAAGUUUCAAAUGCAUUUGCAAUGACAUUACCUUCAUCAUGUGUUUCUGCUAAUGCUAUGUCUACUGAAUCACUUCUUAACGUAGGACGUUAA